AUGUACGCCAAGCUCAUCGUCGCCUUUGCCUUUGUGGCCUCCGUUGCCUUCGCCGGCAACGUCAAGUUCGAGGACUGCGGUCACCACGAGGUGGUGAAGCUGAACAUCUCGCAGUGCGCCGACGGCGUGGCCACCUGCGUCCUGCACAAGGGCAAGCCGCUGGCGCUCGACGCGGAGAUGAUCAGCAACCAGGACACGGCGAAAAUUAGCGUCCACCUCAGCGCCAAGGUCGAGGGCCUGGAGAUACCGAUUCCCGGCGUCGACCGAGACGGCUGCAAGUACGUGAAGUGUCCGGUGAAGAAGGGCGAACACGUCCACCUGAACUACGCUCUGACCGUCCCCAAGCUGCUGCCCAAUCUGCACAACGUCGAAAUCGGCGCCAAGAUCAGCGGCGACCACGGUCUCCUCGCCUGCCUUCGCCUGCACGGUGAUCUGUCCAACUAA
Molecule: messenger RNA, 444 nt
Organism: Rhagoletis zephyria (snowberry fruit fly)
Lineage: Eukaryota; Metazoa; Arthropoda; Insecta; Diptera; Tephritidae
Source: RefSeq, a predicted model, not a curated record